Molecule: messenger RNA, 933 nt
Organism: Histoplasma mississippiense
Lineage: Eukaryota; Fungi; Ascomycota; Eurotiomycetes; Onygenales; Ajellomycetaceae
Exons: 2
Coding region: 1-933 (310 amino acids)
Source: RefSeq, a predicted model, not a curated record
AUGGGAUCUCUCCAACAAAUUCUUGAAAUCCUCCAAACCAAUCUGCUCAAUCCAUUACAGCCGUACCUUAGACCUAUCACCUCCUCUCUCCCCGAACCUGUCGAUGAUGCUCUACUCUCCCUCCUCGGCGAACACUGCCAUUCAACCCUCAUUCGUUCCCUGGACCUCACCACAGACCCAGCAUGUCUACCUCUAGCGGUUUCCAAAACCCUAGGCGUGGCAAUUGUCACCUUUAGUGCAAUAGUCAAAGUUCCACAGAUCCUGAAACUUCUCUCCUCACGCUCCUCUGCUGGUGUAUCGUUUACGUCCUACGCGCUCGAGACUACAAGCCUUCUUAUUACCCUCGCGUACAAUGCGCGUCAGAAGUUCCCUUUCAGCACUUAUGGCGAGUCCGCACUAAUUGCCGCACAAGAUAUUGUGGUUGGCAUCCUAGUGCUCUUGUUUUCUGGCCAGACAGCGGCGGCCGGUGCGUUUGUUACGGCCGCUGCGAGCAUUGUUUAUGCUCUCAUGUUCAGCGGUGAAACGUUUGUGGAUCAGGCGACAAUGGCGUAUUUGCAAGCUGGCGCGGGAAUCCUGGGCAUCGCAAGUAAAGUGCCGCAGAUUCUGACGGUGUGGCAGGAAGGGGGUACAGGACAGUUGAGCGCGUUUGCGGUCUUCAAUUACCUCCUCGGUUCCAUGAUGCGCAUCUUCACCACCAUCCAGGAGGUUGACGACAAGCUGCUCCUAUACGGCUUCGUAGCUGGAUUUGGCCUUAAUCUGGUCUUAGGCUUACAGAUGCUGUACUACUGGAACGGACCAGCUACCGCUCCAGUGAAUAAACCGGCAGGCAAGGGGCACCAGCGGAUGGCAGAAGUCCAGAUCCCGGUUGCAAAAGGCUCCGGCGUCUCUUCCAGCUCUUCUGGAAAGGCCCCAACAACGAGACGGAGGGGGUAA